This is a messenger RNA of Gregarina niphandrodes, 1119 nucleotides long. RefSeq lists its product as hypothetical. Lineage: Eukaryota; Apicomplexa; Conoidasida; Eugregarinorida; Gregarinidae. The transcript has a single exon. Bases 1 to 1119 code for a protein of 372 amino acids. The record is from RefSeq and is a predicted model, not a curated record.
AUGAAGGGUUGUACAAGCGACGCGAAAGAGUCUCCUCCGAUGGAGACAUGGUUAAGUUGGUGUGCGAUCUGUACCGACUUCGGAGAGGAGACGGGGGCGUAUGUCACUCAGCCGUUUGCAGAACGUCAUUUUGGUCAGCCGGCAUUUGGCAAGCUUCGAUUACUCAGGUUCAAGAGGGUGCCGGUGACCCCAUGUGGCAUCAAUGGAGUUAUGCUUUUGGGUCGUAGGACGACGUUCUGUUCGAGGUUGGUUAAUUUACAGCACCCUAAGUUGGAGAGUCUGGCAAGUCUUUUAAAAAGCAAUUCCACCCUGUCAGGUGUUAAGCUCCGGGAUGUCGCCGUUUCCAUCAUCGAUGCUUUGACCGAACGGUUCACAAACGCAGAAACUUGCCAAUUAACUCUCACUCUACAAGACAUUUCGCAAGCUGUAGCCGCAUUACCCCCCCUUACCGAACAGAUUGAUCCACAAACCUCAGGGCCAGGGUGGUGCUCUUGGUUCACCAAGAAAGUGCACACCCGUGACGAUCCAUAUGUCGCCGCGGGGGCACAUGUCAGCGGGUCCAAUACUGGUCCUGUUCCUGAACCUGAUCAUGAGACUCAACCUGAUCAUGAGACUCAACCUGAUCAUGAGACUCAACCUGAUCAUGAGACUCAACCUGAUCAUGAGACUCAACCUGAUCAUGAGACCCAACCUGGUGCUGAGACCGGUCUUGAAACGGAGUCUGGUUUACAUGUCUUGGGUUACGAUCUGGUGUUGAGUGCCGGCACCGACUCAAGCCCCGUAGACGCUCUGGCACCGGAGUUCCAAGCGUACGCUGUGGGAUUGGCGUUGUUGGUUCUAUACAGCAAUGUUCCAGCUUCUAGAGACAGUCGUGCGUUCAAAUCCAUAGUGUGCAACUUUUUGGCCACUCUGGAGAUCGCGAUCAACACUCUACGAGAUGCCCCCUGGUUCCAGCCUACUACCACGGAGACGGUAGAGCGACUUAAGUCCUGCGACUACCUAGAGAUACUAAAAUACAAACUACAGUAUUCGACCGAGCUGGAAAUUGCUUGGGAUCGGAUGCAGUGUAAAAAAAGAGCCCGCCGUGCUACCGAACGCGCAACUCCAGUGUCUGCGUGA